Molecule: messenger RNA, 2868 nt
Organism: Acanthochromis polyacanthus (spiny chromis)
Lineage: Eukaryota; Metazoa; Chordata; Actinopteri; Pomacentridae
Gene: ptx3a
Product: pentraxin 3, long a
Exons: 4
Coding region: 198-1583 (461 amino acids)
Biological process (GO): innate immune response
Molecular function (GO): complement component C1q complex binding
Source: RefSeq, a predicted model, not a curated record
GCGGCGGACCUGCAGCUCAGCAGAACGUGAGGCAGACAGAGAGCAGCAGCACAGAUAAACAAAACACUCACACAGCCAAAACCUGACUGGGAUUUUGAUACACAACACUAGCACACACAUAGGUAGGACACCUGAAAUCUAGCACACCUUUACACACAUUUUCUCUCUCUCACACACACUCAGGCGGCGGCGGCAGCAUGUUUCAGUGGAGGCUCCCCCAGGCGCUGUGUGUGCUGUCAGUGUGUGUGUGCCUCGCUCUCGCCUAUGAGGAUGAUAUCGAGGUCAACUACGCUGACACCUACUACAAUGAAAUCACAGAGGGAGAAACACCAGAACCCACACCGAGUCCUGCCCCCUGCAGUUCUGCAGACCUGACCAAAUGGGACAAAAUGUUCUCGAUGUUGGAGAACAGUCAGAUGAGGGAGAACAUGCUGCUUCAGUACGCUGAUGAUAUCAUUAAGGUGGAGAUGGGAUCCCUGCGCAGUGAAAUGUUAAGGUUUGUGGCCCAGUAUGGAGGCUCCUGUGGGGCUGCAGUGGAGACAGCAGGAAGAAGGAUGACCUUGCAGCUGGAGGGUCGUCUCAGAGACACUCUGGACCGCUUCAAGGCUGGAGAUCAGACGUCUGCUGCUAGAAAUUCUGUUGGGAGGUCCAACCACCUGGAGGCUAUGCUACAGCAGCUUCUCUCCACAACACGAACACAAAUGUCCCGACUCGCCAAGCUGGAAACCAGCUGCUUCAGUAGCCCAGGAGCUGGGACGGGGACAAACACCAAGACAGGAUUUCAGCUUCCAAGAGGUGGAGGGGCUGGGCUCAGCGAGCAAGAGGUCACGAGACGAGAUGCUGCUUUAGACAGCGUGCUGGCCGUGCUGCAGGAGAUGAAGGUGGAGCUGGGGGAGGUGCUGAGGUCUUCCAGGCAAAGACAUUUGCCUGCAGGUUGUGAGAUGGCCCUGCUCUUCCCUAUGCGUUCCCGUAGAAUCUACACCGCUGUCAUACCAGAUGUCCGUCUCUCCCUGUCUUCCUUCACUGUCUGCAUGUGGGUGAAGCAGACCACCGUGUCUAACAAAACCGUGCUGUUUUCCUAUGGAAACCGGCGCAACCCAUAUGAAAUCCAGCUGCUGCUCAGCCAAACCUCGGCCCUCUUCACCGUCGGAGGAGAGGCUCACCUGGUGGAGGGCCGGGAUGUGGUGAAACCGGGACAGUGGAUCCACCUUUGUGGAUCUUGGUCCUCUGAGCAGGGCCUGGCGUCUCUGUGGGCAGAUGGUAAAAAGGUGGCCUCCACACCCGGAGUGGCCGAGGGACACGUCUUACCCGAGGAAGGCUCACUCCAGCUGGGGCAGGAGAGAAACGGCUGUUGCCCUACGUCUUCAAGCAGCAGCGUGGCAGGGUUUGAGGGAGGGUUUGACCCCAAGCUGGCAUUCGCCGGAAAGAUGACGGGGGUGAACAUGUGGGACAAGGUGCUUUCAGAAGAGAAGAUUUCCCAGCUGGCUUUGCAGGAAGGCCAGGGUUGCGAUCAGAGGGGGAGCAUUGUGGCAUGGGGCGUGACAGAGAUGGUGCCACAUGGAGGAGCUCAGUUCAUCAUCUGAUUCAUGGUGAAAAUCUUCAUCAGCAUCAUCAUAAUCAUCAUUGUCAUAAACAUCCGCAACUGAUUUCAUCCUAAAACUGAGGAGAUUUACAACUGCUUUUAUCAUGUUUGUUUCUAUAGUUAAAUGUUAGAAUUAUUUGGUAGUAUAAAGACAGCCAGUUUCCUCAUCCUUGUUUUCAUGAAUGCUAAUGCUGCAAUCAAUGAACUCUACUGGACAUGCUCAAAUGAGAGGAAGCCAAUGCUGUGAGAGACUGAAGUCUAUUUUUGUAGCCUAGCCUUUUGAACUGCGGCCGUAACACACACAUUCACAAUCACACUGACGGACAUUCAGCUUAGAAAACUUGUAGCGCAGCAGAAAACGUGCUGCAAGCAGCAUUUACCAAAGACUUCAUUAGAGUACAAGAGAGACAAAGACUCUUUUGUCAAAGUGAACGGGUUCUGAGCCAGUAAACAGAGUAAUCACCAGAGGAGAGGUAAAUAAGAGGUCAUGGACAAUUACUAGAGAUUAUCUUGUGGUUGUAGAUUCUUUAGAAUUCUAUCAAGAUUGUAUUAGUGCAGUUAUUCAAAAUGUCAAUGCAAAAUCCCUUUGAACCUUAACAGGGGACAUGAUUAAAUAUUAAAUUGCUCUGCUACCUUUGCAGUCUUGUAGGUACAAUUAUUAGUAAAUCAACACUACAACUGAAAGCGAAGGUAUCAUACUAAUGUGUUUAUGAUGUGUUUUAAUGUCAUGUGCAGAACAACAUACGAUGUGUGGAAUUCUUACAUGACUGAAAACUGCUGUACUUGCUUUCAUUUUAAAGAUGGCCGACUAGCAACUCAAGAAAAGAUUUUGGCAACUUUUUGUUUUAUCUUCUUGAAUUUGUGAAAGCUUUCAAAGCAAUUGUAAAAUUUUACAUUUCUAAACUUGUACUCAUCACAGUGUUUACAUUCAUAUGAGUUUUAUAAUUCCAAGUCUGUUUCGUUAGUUCUGUUUUUUGUCAGUAGUUCUCAUUUAUUUCUAGGGUAAUGUUUGUGUGUAUUCAUUUUUGAUACUGCAUAAAAUAAUAAGAGUAAAAGUGUUUUAUUUGUCAUGUGAGAUUGACAUUUUUGAAUUUGAUAUAAGAAAGUGAGGACAAUGUUUACAUAACCUAAUCUUUUAUGGACUAAACUGUCAUGUAUUAUACUGUAAAUUACUUUUGUUCUUGUGAAAAGGUGAAAUGAAUGUAUUUUGUACAUAAAUAUAUUUUGCAUAACGUGACUGGAUGAAUGGAGAGUGAGUCAUGAAUAAAGAUUUCAAAUUAUAGUAA